AUCAGUACCGCGCUCGUAUCGCAUUCGUUUGCUGGAGUCGGAGCGCGCUGCGGGGCGACACUGCACCGCCAAGGAGGACGCACAAGCACGGUAGAGGGGGGACUAGAGAAAAGGAAAAAAGGCAGAGAAGGUAGCUAACAGGGGAGACUCAUAAGCUAUCCCCUCAUUUGAAUACUAGAAGAAAAUAUAAAAUUGUCGGACCUUUGGACAUAAGAAGACGAGGCGGAAAAAACCAGGCGAUUAUAUUUUAGCCAGCACGGCGGGGAAACAAUGAAGGAUCGUACACAAGAACUACGAAGUGCUAAGGACAGCGAUGAUGAUGAAGAAGUUGUCCAGGUUGACCGGGAUCACUUCAUGGAUGAGUUCUUCGAACAGGUGGAAGAGAUCCGAGUCUGUAUAGAUAAGCUGUCAGAAGAUGUGGAGCAGGUCAAGAAGCAGCAUAGCGCCAUCCUGGCAGCGCCCAACCCUGACGAAAAGACCAAGCAGGAGUUGGAGGACCUCACAGCUGACAUCAAGAAGACAGCCAAUAAAGUUCGCUCAAAAUUAAAAGCAAUCGAGCAGAGCAUUGAGCAGGAGGAGGGGCUGAACAGAUCAUCUGCAGACCUGCGAAUUCGUAAGACACAGCACUCGACGCUGUCACGCAAGUUUGUAGAGGUGAUGACCGAGUACAACACCACGCAGUCCAAAUACAGGGACCGCUGCAAGGACCGUAUCCAGAGACAGCUGGAGAUCACUGGGAGAACAACCACCAACGAGGAGCUGGAGGAUAUGCUGGAGAGUGGCAAGCUUGCCAUUUUCACCGAUGAUAUCAAGAUGGACUCUCAGAUAGACAAGCAGGCUCUGAAUGAGAUUGAGACCCGACACACUGAGAUCAUCAAGCUGGAGAACAGCAUCCGUGAGCUGCACGACAUGUUUGUGGACAUGGCCAUGCUGGUCGAGAGCCAGGGAGAGAUGAUUGACAGAAUUGAGUACAACGUGGAACACUCCGUGGACUUUGUGGAGCGGGCGGUAUCUGACACCAAGAAGGCUGUCAAAUACCAGAGCCAGGCUCGCAAGAAGAAGCUCAUGAUCAUCGUCUGCUGUACUAUUUUGGGAGUCGUCUUGGCAUCCACUAUCGGCGGAUACCUGGGCUUUUAAUGACGACAACGACGAAAGGCGGCCACAAGAGGAAAAAAAAACACACAGAGAGAAAAAUAUCAUAUACAAUAUCAGA
Messenger RNA from Oncorhynchus tshawytscha (Chinook salmon), 1213 nucleotides. Its product is annotated as syntaxin-1B. The record is from RefSeq and is a predicted model, not a curated record. NCBI's taxonomy places the organism in Eukaryota, Metazoa, Chordata, Actinopteri, Salmoniformes, Salmonidae. The transcript has 10 exons. Gene Ontology annotation, cellular component: plasma membrane; SNARE complex; endomembrane system. Gene Ontology annotation, biological process: exocytic insertion of neurotransmitter receptor to postsynaptic membrane; vesicle fusion; intracellular protein transport. Bases 271 to 1137 code for a protein of 288 amino acids. Gene Ontology annotation, molecular function: SNARE binding; SNAP receptor activity.